This is a messenger RNA of Eleginops maclovinus (Patagonian blennie), 1627 nucleotides long. RefSeq names its product ATPase H+ transporting V0 subunit ca (gene atp6v0ca). Gene Ontology annotation, cellular component: proton-transporting V-type ATPase, V0 domain; membrane. Gene Ontology annotation, molecular function: proton-transporting ATPase activity, rotational mechanism. The record is from RefSeq and is a predicted model, not a curated record. Bases 168 to 632 code for a protein of 154 amino acids. The transcript has 3 exons. Gene Ontology annotation, biological process: proton transmembrane transport. Lineage: Eukaryota; Metazoa; Chordata; Actinopteri; Perciformes; Eleginopidae.
UUUUCCGUUUCGCCAUUUUCCUCUUCUACACCGGUGCUCUUGCUGGCAGCUACCUUGUCUCCUUUCUCUCUCAUUGUUUUAACCUGUCCGGUAGUUCAACGGAAAACCUAAAUAAAUAAAAAAGAAGUCUACCUUGUAGCUGCAUCGCCCCCGAGAAAAGUGCGAGAAUGUCUUCUGAGGAGAGCCCCGAGUACGCGCCUUUCUUCGCUGUGAUGGGAGCCUCUGCGGCCAUGGUCUUCAGCGCGUUAGGAGCGGCGUAUGGGACAGCGAAGAGCGGCACAGGCAUCGCUGCCAUGUCUGUGAUGCGGCCAGAGCUCAUCAUGAAGUCCAUCAUCCCCGUGGUCAUGGCGGGUAUCAUCGCCAUCUACGGGCUGGUGGUAGCUGUGCUGAUAGCAAACAACAUCUCCGAGAGAGUCACUCUCUACAAGAGUUUCCUGCAUCUCGGUGCCGGUCUGAGCGUGGGUCUUAGCGGUCUGGCGGCCGGGUUCGCCAUUGGCAUCGUGGGCGACGCUGGUGUUAGAGGCACCGCCCAGCAGCCCCGGCUCUUUGUGGGCAUGAUCCUCAUCUUGAUCUUCGCCGAGGUGUUGGGGCUUUACGGCCUCAUCGUGGCCCUCAUCUUAUCUACAAAAUAGAUGUCCGCAUCAAAGCACCAUCUCAUUCAUUCCACAUCAAAGCAGCAAGAACAAAUAGGAGAUUUUCACUUAACUUCCAUUACACCCCGUGGGUCUGACAGGACAGGAUGGCAUCAGAAACAGGUUGGCGGUCGACUUUGACCGCCGCGUUCCCCAGUAGAUGUGAUCUAUCCAUAUUGUUUAAAGCCAUCCGGUUGUGUCAGGUCUCGUGAGUACUGAACGGGCAUGAAGAUGUAUUGGUUGUUGUGGGAUGAUGUGUGGACAGUCUGCUUGAUUUGUUGUCUGAUCUUAACAUGUACAGUGAUCCAGAGUCCCUCCACCCCCCUGUAAAUGUAGUAACCAGUCUGUGCCGUGAGUGUGAGUAUCAACGUUUAUCCUUCUGCCCAUUCCCCUCUCCUCGGAGUUCUGUUUUUCGUUUGGUGGUUUUGAUUGUCACUCUCCGUCUUGAGACUGCUGAAGAAUCAUGCACACUAGUAUUUUAUUUUUUCAUGUUCUUUUCGGGGACCAUUUUUGAAUCACAGUGGCGAGGAGCUGUCAAUACAUAUUAUUUUUGUUCACUAUUUAUGAAAAGUUAUGAAGAUUUUUGACUUAAUGAAACUGUCUAAAUGGAAAAAUGUUUAUUGAAUACCCUAUAUACAUAAAAAAUAUAUAAAUGAUCUGUGUAUAGUUAGAUUAAUUGCACUGUGGGUAAUUGUUCUAAGUGCUUGGAAUUCCUCUGGAUGUAGUGUGAUUAUUAAUGGAGGAUGUCCACAUGUUGACAUGGGGUUGACAGUGUGUGAGUGUGUGUGUGUGUGUGUGUGUGAAUGACCUGAGUGCAUAAUGUGUGUGUGUGUGUGUGAGUGUCUUUAUGUUUAAUAUGACAUUCUGAAACACUAGUAACGUUUACCUGUAGUGCUGCUGUCUUGAUUUAUUUGUUUGUUUUGUUUAAGGUGAGAGCUCACUGUUCAGCCAUGCCUGUCAGAUUUCCAAAUAAAACUCAACCUCCUCCAGAAACA